Corticium candelabrum is the source of this 1702-nucleotide messenger RNA. Its product is annotated as golgin-45-like. Gene Ontology annotation, biological process: Golgi organization; Golgi to plasma membrane protein transport. Gene Ontology annotation, cellular component: Golgi membrane. The record is from RefSeq and is a predicted model, not a curated record. The transcript is spliced from 6 exons. The coding region runs from base 87 to 1535 and encodes 482 amino acids. Lineage: Eukaryota; Metazoa; Porifera; Homoscleromorpha; Homosclerophorida; Plakinidae.
UAAAGCUGUGUAGUUUCGCUAGAAGGUAAAUAUCAACUUAGGCCUACACAUUUUGACUUCCCGUAUGCGAACGUUCACUUUACGAUAUGGCGAGCUUGUCUGAGACACGGAGACUGCAGAAAACCAAGAAGAAGUUCCUGAAACAGUCGAAAGAGUUAGUAAGCCGGAAGGAGCAGUCCAUUCAAGAAAACGUUUUAAAGAAAGACAGUGAACAGGGAAGGUUUCCAGGUGAUGGAGAUUCAGACAGCGAAUCAUCUCGGACAGGAAAUUUACAAAGGCGACGCUCAGCUAGUAGCGACAACAUUUGGACACCUCAAGCCAGAAGUUCACCUGUAAAUACCAGAUACAGUCAUGACCCCAUCCCUAACCGGAAAUCAAGUGGCGUGAGUGUGCAGUCCUCACCACCAAUCAUUGAUGAUCAUUCUCACAGCAACUUCCUUGUCAAUGAAACGUUAAAACUAAAUUCAUCACAGUUGGGACACUGGAGAGGCCAUAGCGUUCCUGUUGAUCAUAGCUCUGAGUUUGUUGUUCAUCCUGCAGAGUCGGUUGUUAAUGCUCAAACGGAUGUGAAGAUGAGUAAACUUAAAGCUCAGUCUGUUUCGAGUGGAUUGCUGGUGGUUGAGAGGAAGAACGUUGGUCGUUCUGCCAAUGAGAAGGCAAAGCUAAAGGAACUAGGUGAACGGAAUAGAAUAUUAGAGUCUCAGUUGAUGCUCCACACAAAGGUUAAUGCUGAGUUGAAGAAACUGCUUGUGGCAUCUGUGGGAGAUGACUUAGAAUACAGGUUUCACAAGCUCAUACAAGAUAAAGCAGAUAUGGAGAUUCGUCUGAAGUACCACUUGGAAAAUUCGCUUGAAACCUCAGAGGAAAUCGAGCAUCUAGCAAUUCAAUCUGAUGUUUGGCGUUCUAAGUUUGUUGCUAGUAGCGUGAUGGUCGACGAGUUGGCUGCAUGGAAGGCAAAACUGUUUGUUGAAAUGCGUGAUUGCCAGAAGGCCUUGAAAACACUGAUGGACGAAAGAAUAGAAAUCUGUGAUCAAGUCACAAUUUGUUGCCAGCACCUAACUCGUUGCGUACAACAGCUGGAACAGAAGGGACUCAACAGAGAGAUAUUAGAUCAAUUGCAGAAGAUUAGACAGUGGGAUAGUACUUUAUAUAACUCUGAUAAUCCUGAUCAGCUGAGCGCUAGUGCUUCUUUGGUUCAAGUUUGCAAAUACACGGGUAAUGUUUCUGAAGUGAUUUCUCAUGUUUUGUUAUCUGGAAUUGGGACUAGAGAGUCAGAGUUGACUGCACCGAUGUCUCAAUGUUGUCAUAGUGCAGGUGAAAUUCUUGCCAGGAAGGCACUUGCUCGUGUCGAUGCAUCUAUGUCUGGAGCAACGCCAAAUUUUCAUCGACAGGCACAGCUAAUGAAACGAGAGGAAGCAACUAAGUUGUCUCGGCAUUUUGCUGUGGGGGAAUCAUGGAAUACGUACACAGCUUUUUCACCAAUUUUCCCAUUCUCAGAAAUGGGGAAAACAACAGGCGAUACUAUUAAUGUGUAAUAACGACUAGGACAAACGAUUGCAUUAUUUAUUGUGUAAUACCCGAUAUAUUGCAACAGACUCAUUGUCUUCAUUCUCAUUAACAGAAUCGGGUGGGUAGACUGUGCACGGUAAUUCAAAUGGCACAUAGAAAUGACACAUAGAAAGCCAAAAGAUAUUUAUGAAGU